AAUCUCGUGUCUAUAUAAACGCGCCGACCGUUCACUCGGGGAUCAUUGAAACUGUAUACGGCGAGGAAAAACGGAGUUAGCGAAGCGGAGAUUUCUAUAAAGAAACAAGUAUGUCACGCUUGAGUAUUUGUGUUGUGCUGCUGAUGUUGUUUGGAACGCUCUUGGCGGAGGAGCAAAUAGAAUACGAUGACGAGCUGCCUAAGUCUCUGGAGACCAUAGAGCCGAGAUUAGGCUUUAACUUUUUCGACAACCUACGGAAAUACCUCUGUAAUAGCUCGAUUUGCAUGUCCGCGGACACCACGUCGUAUAUUGUGAAUCGCAUAUGCGCUAUUAAGUGCCCCGAAUUAUAUUUGCCGCACGGUACGACCACACCAGGAAACGCGCCAUCGACAGCUUCGCCGAUGACGACCCAGUCGACUACAGCAUCAUCGCCUACAACGAACCCUACUACUUCACCGACGACGAGCUCUACUACUUCACCUACGACAAGCUCUACUACUUCACCUACGACGAGCUCUACUACUUCACCUACGACGAGCUCUACUACUUCACCUACGACGAGCUCUACUACUUCACCUACGACGAGCUCUACUACUUCAUCUACGACAUCUACGACAUCUACGACAACUACAACAACUAUGAUGUCUCCUGUGAUGGGGGGAUAAAUAAAAUAAUCUCACGGUGCAAACACGACAACAAAGGCAACGAGUAUCAAUACAAUAUUGCUAACAACAAAAAAUUAUACGAAUUAGGAAACUAUAUACUUAAUGAUGAAGUAACAACUAGUGCCAGGCGCAUCGAUCAUAAUUGUACUCUACGUCCAUAUGUAGACGAUAUAAACAAUGUACGAAAUACAUCAAUUGUUCGGGAAACACAUGGUCCAAUACAGAGAUAGCGCGAAUUUGACCAAAUCUUUAUUAUUUUAUAUGUAUUUCAGAGCUUUCUUUUUAUUAGAUUAAGCAUGACAGUAUGGAGCAAUUUGUUGAUUACUUUUGGUUUGACAGUGCACCAAAGUGGACUCUGCAAGCGAUGGAUUCUGCAUUUGGUCACACCAGCAAAGAUUGAACUGAAUAGUUUCAUUCUUUCUCGCAUAUUUUGAGAUGAUUUUGAAGCAGUCUGAAGGAUUUUUAUCAAUGGUUUAUAGCCGCCGUUGAAACAUGCGUCUAUCACUUCGCUCCAAAAACAAGAAAACAAUAAACGCACAGAGACAUUUGAAACGUUUACUUUGGCGCAUUGUCAAAGACUAAUCGACACAUCACUUUAUACCGUCAUUGUACUUAACCUAAUAAAGAAUGGUUCUGAAAUACGGUAAUAAAGAUUUAGCCAAAUUCGCAUUACCUCUCUAUUAGGUCGCCUACUUUCCGAAUGACUUUCAUAUAAGAUAAAUUCGGAUAAGAUGGCCAUACUUUUUUAAAAUGCAAAAUAUAUUUCUAUAUAUAAAUAUAUUUCUUUUUGUUAUUUCUUAAUAACGUUUGGCUAUACAUUAUUUCACUGAAACCCACAGUACAUAAUACUAUCAGAGUCAAAGGAAAAAUAAUUCAUUGAUAUUAUUUAUUAUAAAAAUAUCAAAACAUGAGCAAUAGCUAUCUUACCUGAAUUUUUCAGAUAAGAUGGCCAGGAAUUAAGGAAUAGAUAGUUCAUAUUUUAUGUUCAAGAUGUAUCUAUUAUUUUAUAAAAUAAUGAAAAAAACAUAAUUUGACAUAUUUAUGGUAGUGAGGGAUAUUUAAUACAUAUUAUUUGUGAAAAAUAUAAUACACAUAUAAAAUAGAAACUUCUAUUACAAAACUUAAAUUCUAAAUGCAAUCUUUUGAUCAAAACAUUACACAUAAGAUUUAAUUACUGUAAUAUUGAAAGUAAUUUUUGAAACAUUAUUUUCGUUUUAUAAAUGUUCAUAAAAUGAUAGAGGGCCAUCUUACACAAAAUGUGAGAGAAAAACAGCCAUAGUAUUUAUAAACAAAUAAUGAAAACAAAAAUAAAAACUGCAUGUUAUAUUACAAUUUA
Messenger RNA from Odontomachus brunneus, 2001 nucleotides. Its product is annotated as cell wall integrity and stress response component 3-like. The transcript has 3 exons. The coding region runs from base 111 to 665 and encodes 184 amino acids. The record is from RefSeq and is a predicted model, not a curated record. Lineage: Eukaryota; Metazoa; Arthropoda; Insecta; Hymenoptera; Formicidae.